AUGACUGAAUCUGGAUCUCGUCCUCCCUCGGAACGCCCAAUUUCGCGCAGAGGAGUUCAAGAGUCGUCAUCUUCGAGUCCCGUGAUGGCAGGAAGACCUGGAACAGCUUUUAGACCAGGGACCUCUGCUCGACCUCCUUCAAGUUUUCGCGAAGGAACUGCUACGAGACUUGCUUCUGCGAUGGGUACUCGUUACGGGAAUCAACCAACUGCUCAGCGGAUAGGAACUGCGGUUCAAUAUGCAGGAAAUAUGAUUUCAGAGCGUCCCAUAACCCAAAGUGGUCUUUCGGGGCUCUCCUUGAAACGCACGGGAACAGCAAGUGGCAUGCGUCAAGUCAAAGACAAACGUUACUGGCAGGCAAUUUUACAGUCAAAAAUACAAGAAAUCACACAAGAAACCGAUCGUUUGAUGGAUGAAAAGAAAAAACUCGAUCGCGAGAAAUCCGCUCGUAAAUUAUACGAGAAAAAAGUGAAACAAACUGCAAAAGAACUAACAAAUCUUCAAGCAAAACUCACGGAUAUGAAUUUGGCGUUGGACACUUCAAGCACGGGAAUGACGCGACAACAACUUCAAAACGAAACUGUCGCAUUGCGCGAGAAAAAUGAAUCCUUACAAGCGCAACUCGAAACCGUUUUUCGCGAACGCCAAAAAAAGGACGAAGAAAACGCGAGUCUCGAACGUCAAAUCGAGCACGAAAAAAACAAAAUAACGGAAAUGAUCUUUUCGUUGCCGCAAAACGAGCAAAAUCGCUACAAAGAGUAUCAGCGAAUGGGCGAAAAGUUGCGAAACGAAAACAUGGAGAUUCACAAUCAAAUUGAAGCUUACAUCAAGCAAAAGGAAAAAUUGAGUCCGAUGAUUUUGAAUUCGCAAUCUCGCAUGGAAGCGACACGUUUGCAGACGAAAUUACGAGAGCUGAUCGCAAAAAGGAACAAUUUGCGCGAAGAAGAGCUCAAUCGUUUGUCGCCCGGCAAGGAAAGAGAAAAGCUCAUCGAGGAGGUUCGAAGUAAUAAUCAAGCUUUGUCGAGCAUUGGGCGUCAAAUGAAGAUAAUCGAAGAGCAAUUGGAGAACAAAAAAGAAAUUUUGCAGCAAAUUGAGCAAGACUUGGAGGAGGGAAAUUCUGAAAGACACGCAAAAUUCAUCGAAUUGAAGAAACGAGACGAUGUAAUGACGACUUUUAUGGAAAAUUUUGAUCAUAACAUGGAGACAGAGAAGAAAAACAUUCAAACUCUGAAGAACCAAAUAAUGUACGCCAUCGAGCAAAUCACAUUGCAAGGCAUGAACAUGGCAAAUUUACCCGGAAUUGGCAACAAAGGCGAUCUUUUGUCAUUGGAAAAUAACGAUCUGAGUUCCCAAAGUGGCAUGGUAAAAGAAUACAAGAAACAAAGCAUGCAUUUGAAACAACUGCAAAUAAUGGAGAAACGAACUUCGAAACAAGUGAAUGACUUACGUCGUGAAGAAACGGAAAUUUUGCAUGAAAUUCAAAAGUUUAGCAACUUGGAUAGCCUUCGCACUGCAGCAGCUGAAAAAGUAGAAGAGCUAAGUGCUACUUUGCAAGAACUCAAGACGAAGUUGAGAGCUACUGAAGGUGUUUACACGGAAUCUCAAAGUCGAAAUAAGCAAUUAAAGGAAUCUCUUCGCAACAACGAGACUUACCGUCAAAUUUCCCACUUGGAAGACAAAUUAAGUGACUUGUUGAAGGAAAAUAAACUCCUUCAUGAAGCCGUCGAUCAAUUAAAACGCGAAUACAUCUACGAAGAAGUUAAAGAUGAGGCCUUACAACGCGUCGAGGACUACAAUCAGAUGCUCAUCAAUGAAAUUGCGUUCAAUUAA
Molecule: messenger RNA, 1830 nt
Organism: Culicoides brevitarsis
Lineage: Eukaryota; Metazoa; Arthropoda; Insecta; Diptera; Ceratopogonidae
Product: intraflagellar transport protein 74 homolog
Exons: 6
Coding region: 1-1830 (609 amino acids)
Biological process (GO): cilium assembly; intraciliary transport involved in cilium assembly
Cellular component (GO): centrosome; cilium; intraciliary transport particle B
Molecular function (GO): beta-tubulin binding
Source: RefSeq, a predicted model, not a curated record